Molecule: messenger RNA, 1317 nt
Organism: Paramecium sonneborni
Lineage: Eukaryota; Ciliophora; Oligohymenophorea; Peniculida; Parameciidae
Source: the annotation of a GenBank genome assembly
AUUAUAUGGCAUCUCAAUAAUAAUAAUAAUAAUAAUGUACUUAAUAGCAACCAGUAUAAUAAAAAUAACCUGUUAGAUAACAGGAUGUUAAAACUCAAUUAAAAUAACUUUAUGAUAAAUCAAGUAUUUAAUUUGAUGAUGAAACAAUUGAAUUGUGUCCAUAAAUUUAAGUCUUGAACAAUCUAGUUAAGUAAUAUUAAUAAAUAUAUAAAGAUACGAGAAUCGAAUAGAUUAAAUGAUAAAAAACAAGCGAGUUGAUUUAUAAGAAUCUUUUAUUUAGCCAGGAUAAUAUCUUAAAAAGACUCUCAGAAUCAUUGUCUACUCUGAAUUAGUUUGUGAUGAAUGGAAUCUUUUUAUCAAAGGAUAAGUGAUAUCAGAAGACAAGAAACCUUUCUCAUAUUUUAUCAGAUAACUUGAAGUCUAAUUUGAUAAAACAUAUUAUCCCUCCUAAAAUGUUAUUUAAUGGAGCAGAAAUCAUAUUCAAUAAUAAUAACAACAAUAAUAAUCUUAAUAAUAAUAGCAAUAAGAAACAAGCGGGUUUCAUAUAAAAAGAAAAGGGCCAGCAUGUGAUGUGAUUAUAUCCAUAAGUCUAUAAACCUAUCCAUAAAAGUAUAAAUUGCAUAAAACAUUGUAAUAAUUACUUGGAAUUAAAGAAGGAACAAGAUCUUAAAUCUUGUAUUGCUUUUGGGAAUAUGUUAAGGUAAAAAGUCUUUAUUGAAUCAUUAGUUAAAUAAUUUGACAGAUAAGGAGAGCAAAGAUUAUAUAAUUGCUGAUGAACAAUUAAAACAACUUUUUGGUUAAGAACGUAUUCCAUUAUCUAAUCUUAAUAUGUUAUUAAAAAAUUUUAUAGAAAAUCCAGAACCAAUUGUUAUUAAACACCAUUUAGGAGUUAGCAAUUAUAUUGGAUUUGAUGUUGUGGUUGAAUAAGAAAUGAGUUAUUAACCUGAAUUGAUGCCAUUCUUAGCUCAAAAAGUUGUUACAGAAGAUACUUCAGAAAAGAAAUAAUAAAGAGCAGAACAUCCAUUUAUAUAGUUAAAUUAAAAAAUUAAAGGAUUUGAAAAAUAGAUUUAAAAAUACAUAGAAUAAAGCAAGAGUCAUAAAUUAAAAAGAGAUGCAUAUUAUUAAUAUUAGAAGAAUCCAAGUUUAUUUUUGGAAAACUUAUUUUUACAAUAAAAUUCUUAUUUGGAACUUAUGUAAAAUGACGAUGAAAUGAGAAAUGAAGAUCCUAAAAAUAUGAAAUUCCUUAUGAAAAAUUAAGAAUUAGUAGAAAGAUAGAUUCGUAAAUAUUUGGAAUAGUAAUAAUAACCUUAAUAAUGA